AAGCAAAGCAAAGCUGUGCUGGGCAGAGCUGGGCGCUCGCGUGACUCACGGCGGAUGUCCCAUCAACGCCACGCGGAUCCAGCAGGCGGCGCCCUCCCCGCUGCCAGCGAGCACCUACACACUCGGAAGUUCGCGCCGCGCGCCGUUUCUCGACUCAGCUGCGCGCCGGCAAUGGCGUUUCUGGAAACUGUGUCGCUGGGAAAAGUGCUGCUGGAUGACACGGUGCCGCUGAGCGCUACGAUCGAAGCGAGUCAGAGCAUCCAGUCCCAUACGGAGUAUAUCAUUCGUGUUCAGAGAGGAGUUUCGUCAGAAUGCACUUGGCAGGUGAUACGAAGAUACAGCGACUUUGACAUGUUAAAUAACAGUUUACAAAUAUCAGGCUUAAAUUUGCCUCUACCUCCUAAGAAACUAAUUGGAAAUAUGGACCGCGAGUUCAUCGCUGAACGGCAAAGAGGCCUCCAGAACUACUUGAACUCUAUCACAUCACAUCCAAUCAUAUCACAUUGUGAACUUGUCAAGAAGUUUUUGGAUCCAUCUAACUAUUCAGCUAACUAUACAGAAACAGCCCUACAGCAAGUCUCCAUGUUCUUCAGAUCUGACCCCAAGUGGGAAGUGAUAGAACCCCUCCGAGAAAUGGGUUGGCGGAUACGGAAGAGAUAUUUUUUAAUCAAAAGCAAAGAUCAACCCAAGGACCGUCAAGUUUUAAGCUGGGCUGACCUGGGCCCAGAUAAGUUUCUUUCUAACAAAGAUCUCCAGUCGGCAGUGAAACUCCUUCCAUCUUUAUCCCAUCCAUACAUUUACCCAGUGACGUUUGCCACAGCUGGUGAGUCUUCUGCAUUGGUCAUUCGAAAGUUCAGUGAAAAAGGAACGAUAAGGGAUCACAUAUGUAAGGCAAAACCUAAAGAUACCUUCCUGAAAAAGUACUGUAUGCCCAAAAAAAUCCAAGGCCUUGAAUUGCAGAAGAUCAAGCUCUUUUCAAGACAGAUCCUAGAGGUUGUUAAAUUCCUUCAGGAUAAAGGAUUCCCUUACGGUCACCUGCACGCAUCCAACAUAUUACUGGAGGGUGAUGAGUGUAAACUGCUUGACAUCGAGAAUUCAUUAUUAGGACUUCCAUCUUCUUAUCGAUCAUUCUUCACUCAAUUUAGAAAGAUCAGUACCAUGGAAAGCAUUGACGUGUAUUCAUUUGGACACUUACUGUAUGAGAUGACAUAUGGGAGACCACCAGACUCCAUUCCAGUUGAUGACUUUCCACCUGCACCUUCAUCUUGUAUAAUUUCAGUGUUACAGUCCAUCCUUUCCACUGAGGCUUGCAAAACUGGAAUGCCAACUGUGUCCCAGCUCCUACAGACCCCACUUGUAAGUGAUAUUUUCUUGAACACUACAGAAAAACCACAAUUUAAGAUUCCAACUAAAUUAAAAGAGGCGUUAAAAACAUCUAAAGAAUGUCUGGAGAAAAGGCUACAAGAAGAACAAAAAACGAUUCACCAGCACAAGAGGCUAACAAGAGCCCAGUCCCAUCAUGGGUCAGAAGAGGAAAAAAAGAAAAGAAAGAUUUUGGCAAGAAAGAAGUCUAGACAAAUGGCCUACGAAAAUGAAGAUGACUUGUCUGCAAAGUAUACAAACUCAAAUAACUCCGCAGGGUCAGGCACGAGUUCCCCUUUGACGUCUCCUUCAUCUCCGAUUCCACCUCCUGGCACAGGGUUACCUUCGGCUUCUGCUCCACCACCACCAGCUCCACCACCGCCUCCUCCUCCUCUUCCUCUUUCUCCUGAGGUCAGCGUGCCAUCUCCGGCAGAGUCUUCACUUCCACCACGAGCCGAUGCCGGCAGAGGAGCCUUACUUGCCUCCAUUCAGAACUUCUCAAAGCAAAGCCUGAAGAGAGCAGAGACCAGCGACCACAGCACUCCUCGUGUGAGCUCUGCCUCCAGCCAGUAAAGGCCACAGUUGUUGUGCAUCUGCUUUGCUUCAUUAAAUAAAAGUCUGUCUAGAGGUG
Molecule: messenger RNA, 1993 nt
Organism: Erpetoichthys calabaricus (reedfish)
Lineage: Eukaryota; Metazoa; Chordata; Cladistia; Polypteriformes; Polypteridae
Gene: pxk
Product: PX domain containing serine/threonine kinase
Exons: 18
Coding region: 55-1935 (626 amino acids)
Biological process (GO): endosome to lysosome transport; protein targeting to lysosome; protein phosphorylation
Cellular component (GO): extrinsic component of endosome membrane; late endosome; early endosome
Molecular function (GO): actin binding; ATP binding; protein kinase activity
Source: RefSeq, a predicted model, not a curated record